AACACAAUUGAAUAAGUGAAUGUGUGACAGUUGUCUUCUGAAUGGCUGUCAAAUAAUUUGUGAAGUUCAAAAUAUAUCAUUUUAGAGUUGGUGCAUAUUUAAGGAAUUUAUUUUGUACGGUGUGAUGUAGAAUUUCUGUCAAAUAGAGAAAUCGUGGAAAAACUUUAUGGUGUCACAUUAUCUGCACCUGAAUAACGUAUUUUAAAGAAUGGCCGGGCAACAAAUCUGCUUGAAGUGGAAUAGUUUCCAGUCCAACAUUGUUACAAGUUUUGAGAGUCUGUGGGAAGAAGAAGGACUUGUUGAUGUUACAUUGGCUAGUGAUGGUCAGUGUAUUCGAGCUCAUAAAGUAAUUUUAUCAGCUUGCAGUCCGUUCUUCAGAAGAGUGUUUCAGAGCAAUCCAUGUCAGCAUCCAGUGAUCAUUCUUCAGGAUGUACAUUUCACAGAGCUUCAGUCUCUCCUCUGUUUUGUAUACAAAGGAGAAGUCAACAUUGAACAGGAUAACCUUCCUGCUUUAUUGCGAGCAGCUGAAACGUUGCAGAUUCGAGGACUUUCUGGAGCUUCAGAACAGGUUAAAGAGAAGAUGGCAGUUUGCACUAAGAAAAGUGCUUUGGUACCUGCGCAGGAGAGUUCCCAAGACUCUGCACCUCCUGUGAAACGUCAACGAAGUUUGCAACAGUCCCAAUCCCCACCUCUGCCUGAUACCCCUCUCGCCCUUACUCCUACCUCUCGUCCUUUUCGUCCCCGACGCCCGUCCACGUCGUCAGUGGAACCUUGGGAGCAGCCUCAACAGCCAAGUGAACCUGAAUUUCCACCUAAAGUUGAACCGAGGGACAGUGAGUCAUGCAGUCUGUCCCCACAUUUACUGUCGAUGGAAGACCCACUUGAGGACAGCACAGAUGGUUCGCUCGGAACAACUCUAGAUCUGGCAGGGGCUGAAGGAAAACUAGCAGGAUCUGAUGCUAGUCAAGUUAAAGGCUUUUCAAAGUCAGAGGGAUCAACUUUUAAUGCAGACCCAAACUAUGAUCCAGCCCAAGCUUCGAAGAACUUCCUAUAUCCGCCGUUUCCUUGCCCUUUCUGUGAUCGGGCAUACACAAGCUGGGGCUUCAGGCGUCGCCACAUUAAGGCCGUUCAUACACAGUCACCGAGGCUUUCAUGCAAGUGGUGCCUUCAAGUGCUGCCCUCACACAGUGACUGGGAACAACAUGUUAUGUCAGAGCAUAAUCUUUCAUCAGCAGAUGCUCGUAAUGGAUUGUUGAUUCUGGAAGAGGCUCACAUUGUACUACAAAUCCCAAAUCCAACUCGGUUGGAUACUUUUGUCAGUAUGAUUAAGAAAAUUAGCAGUAACGAUGCAGAGAAAUCAAGUGGUUCAAGCACCAGUCAAGAUCCUGAAAUGGCCAAUGAAACAACAAAGAUGGGCACAUAGUACAGACUUAAGAAUCCUAGAUGGAUUAAUAUUGUGGUAAGAAUGAUACGGAAAACAUUAGCUUGGAAGCUAUAUGUUUCAGCUAGUCUGAUAUCAGGUGAAUGACAGUAAGUCCUCAGGGAUAACGAGGCCAGAAGAAAAAUCCUGGAAGUUGUGAAGGUGUGACAUUUUUGUGAUAGUAUCAGUUUGUUGCAGACUUGUAAAUAACUUGAAUAGGCUUCGAUACUCGAGUUCUUCAAGUCUGAUAUUAAUGGUGAUAUUAGGGUUUGGCGAUUUAAAGCUGCACUAGGCUUGAGCACUUCUGUGUGGCACAUUCAUCAUAUUUAAUUAUUGUUUCGUCUCGCUGUCGCCAUUUGUCAGCAGCGAAGUAAUAAUAAAUUCUAAGUUGGAAGUAGAAGAUCAGUAUGGCAUUUUGCUUCCUUAAAGUUUGUAUUUGUUGACCCAUCAUAAUCGCAACACUACAGAAUCCUGUUCCAGAAUUGACAAAUCAGUGUGUAUGUGUGCUCUGAUUGCUAGUAGGUCAGCCUCUCAUUUUUGUGAAAUAUGUUCAAGUUCUCAUGGAACACCCCUCUUGUCAUUAGCCAGCGUGACAUACAUGAUCUUGUUCAGCUGAAUUAAGAAAUUGCAUGCAUUAAAGCUGUGUAGAGUCGGAACAAACCAUUCUGCUGAUGUGUCACAGAAUUAGGAAGAUAUUUUAGAUAGUACUAAUGUACUACAUAAUUAAUUUUAUAUUUAUCCUUUGAUUAUAAUCACUUAGGCAUUGCAGUAAUAGUUCUGACACAUAAGUAUGCUUAGGAAUAAAUAGUUGUAAGCAAAAAAAAAAUGUAUAAAUUUAAAUUAAAGCAAGUACUUUGACAUAAAAUAUAU
Messenger RNA from Zootermopsis nevadensis, 2290 nucleotides. RefSeq lists its product as uncharacterized. Gene Ontology annotation, cellular component: nucleus. The record is from RefSeq and is a predicted model, not a curated record. Lineage: Eukaryota; Metazoa; Arthropoda; Insecta; Blattodea; Termopsidae. Gene Ontology annotation, biological process: regulation of transcription by RNA polymerase II. Gene Ontology annotation, molecular function: protein binding; DNA binding.